This is a messenger RNA of Paramecium sonneborni, 1643 nucleotides long. The record is from the annotation of a GenBank genome assembly. Lineage: Eukaryota; Ciliophora; Oligohymenophorea; Peniculida; Parameciidae.
AUGAACAAAGAUUAUAAAUAGCUGGCAAUUUAAUAUCAUUUAGCUUAUAUGAAUCUUAAAUAAAGAAUUGAUUUAUCUUAGAAAUCAUUUAGUGUAACAAUUCUUAGAUUAUUAGACUAUUGAUUUUAAAGUGCAAUUGGAAUAAUAUUAUUAAUAAAAACUUAAAUCAGUUAUAGAUAAAUAUGAAGAUCACAAAUAUGAUGAAAUAUUUUAAUAUAUUAUCACAAACUGUUCAAAUAAGUAUUAGGUAUAAGAAUAGUUGAUUACUGAUUUUAAAAAUGCAAGAGAAGAAUUUUCAAACAAUAUCAAUAAAUACUCAUAAUAAUUAAUUAUUCUACAUGAAAAAAAAGAAAAGUAAAAUUACAAUAUAUAAGGUCUAUCAAUAAAUUAAAAGUAGCAUCAUAAAAGUUGACUUAAAGUUAAUAAUUUUAUAUUUCUAUAUCCAAAGUAUUAGAAAGAAAUGUUUUGACUAUAGAUUUAAUGAAUGAUAAUGUUGAUUAAAAAUUGGGAUAAAUGAAAACAAUCUAAGAUCUAAUGAAAAAUAAGGAAAAUACUUAUGGAAAUUACAAAAUAGCAGUAGACAAAUAUAAUUAAUGUUAUAAUGAAGUAUUACCUGAGAUAGAAUUAUAUGUCACUUAAAUUAAAGAGCUCGAAUUUAAUGUGGCUGAAUGUGUAAGAUAAUUGUUUCAAAAGAUUGCUUUGGCUGAAGUAUCAGCUUUAAGAAACAGGUAUUAUUAAGAAUAUAUAAAGACAAUAUGAUUUAGAUUAAGUGAUUAAAUAUUUGGAUAAAGUAGACUUCACAAAAAUUAAUACUAUUUUUAAAUUUUCAGAGGAAGCUUUUAUGCCAGCAAAAGUUGAAUUAUUUUAAACUUACUCUUCAAAAAUUGUUAGUAAUUAUCUCCAUAGAAUUAACAGUAUUAAUUCAGACGAAAAACCUUAAGAAGAUUAAGAAUAACAAAAAUAGCUAGAUCAAGAAACUCUCUUACAAGAAUAAAAACAAUAAUUAGAAGAAUUUUUAGCUUCUUUAUUAAAUAAAGCAGAUUUAUCAGAAAAAUUGAUAAAUUAGAUCGAAUCUAAUAUUAACCAUAAUAGUGCUGCAUCAAUGCUAGAAUUUUUAUACCAAUUUAUUAAGUAAAUUAUUUUUUUGACUUAGAGCUCCAAUAAUGAUUGGAAAACGAAAUUAGUCUAUGAUUCAUUCAAUUUUUAAUAAAUUAUUAGAAUAUAUUCCAAAAGAGGGAAUAAAUCUAUUUAAGAUUCAAAAAUUAUCAACAUUUAUUUAUUACUAAUAAGAAGAAGUAAUUUCAUUAUUUUAAUUUCUUUCCUAAAAUGCAAUCUUUUCUAAAAAAAAUGAUUAUUGGGAAUGGCUAAUAUUUUGGUUAGUAAAUCAAACAUGUGAAGGAGUUUCAGACUCGAAUAAAUAAUUAAUCAUAUUCUAACAAUUUUAAAAUACUGUUUAAUAAAUGGUUUAAGCUAAAAUACCUAUUGCAAUAAUAAACACAUUUAUCUCAGAUUUAGCACCUUUUUACGGAUUAAAAACUUUAUAAAUUGAAGAAAUUAAGAAAUCAUUAUCAAGAUUUAUUUUCGCAUCACAAUAAAAUCCGAAUUCUAAAAUUUAAAUUUAAUCUUUUAAUUCAGUAGAAUGA